Molecule: messenger RNA, 594 nt
Organism: Styela clava
Lineage: Eukaryota; Metazoa; Chordata; Ascidiacea; Stolidobranchia; Styelidae
Source: RefSeq, a predicted model, not a curated record
AUGAAACAGAUAUUUAAGCAUUCUCUAUCAUUCCUAAUGCUCCUGGGUGUCGUGGCUGCCCAAACCAAUGAACAAUGUACCAUAACCUGCAGCAAAAAAAUUGACAAAGAUGAAGUUUUGUCUCAAAUCACAACUAAUGUCAAUGUAAACCAAAUUGGUGAAUGUCAUUUGGAAAUGGAAAAGCUCGAAAAAAGAGUUGAUACUUUGGAAAGUUCUUUGGUACCCACAGAUCUCAUUGGAUGGACGGUGUUUCAACGCAGAAAAGACGGUUCCGUAAAUUUUUAUAGAGAUUGGAAUGAUUAUCUCGCGGGAUUUGGAAACGACUUUCAAAUAACAAACGUUCAGUUUUCUUCCAAAGAUCAUUACCAUGAUCAAGUUUCAGAUGAUUGCGCUGAGCGUUUCAAAGGUGCUUGGUGGUAUGGAGUAGUCGAAUCCACUGGUGGCCACAGAUUUUGCCAUUUGUCAAAUCUUAACGGGCAGUAUCUCCGUGGCGAACACGAUACAUUUGCUGAUGGUGUGAACUGGAGAGAUUUCAGAGGUUAUCACUACUCACUCAAGUACUCAGAAAUGAAGAUGAGACUGAAGGAAAAUUAA